Paramecium octaurelia is the source of this 1545-nucleotide messenger RNA. The record is from the annotation of a GenBank genome assembly. NCBI's taxonomy places the organism in Eukaryota, Ciliophora, Oligohymenophorea, Peniculida, Parameciidae.
AUGCUUUAACCAAAAAUGAUAGAAUUAGAAGAUUAGCUUAACUGCAGCUAGAAACAUAAUUAACCAAUACUUAUGGUUAUUUUUGAUAAUAAGUUAAAGGGAGAAGAAUGUCUUUUGUGUGCAGAAUGCAUGGAAAACUUUGAAUCAGAAAGUAAAAUGAUUGGAUUUAAAAAGACACUUAGAAUGAUUGAAGAAAAUCAAAAAUGUAAAUUAGAAAAUAUGUAAAGAUUAAUCAAACUCAAUUAAGAUAUGGUCGAAUCGUUGAUCAGCUAAAUUCAUAAGCUAAAAUCGGACCUUAAUUAAUUAUUGGAUGAAUUGAUAUCAAAUUCUAUAGACUGGAUUAAAAGCCUUAACGAUAUUGGAUAAGCUAAUACAACUUAUAGUUUCCUUGACGAAUUAGAUGUAUUAAUUAAUGGACCUAAAGAAAAAAUAUUGAAUUAAGAAUCAAUUAUUGAAUAAAUUAAAAUAAAUAACUAUUCGCUUUGUGCCAAAAUAAAUAUCAAAUUAACCAAUCUUUAAAAUUAAGAUUUGUAUUAAUAAUGUGAAAACACAUUGAGGAAUAUCAUGUCAUAUCCACAUCUAAAAUCAUUUGAUAACUCAAUUCAUUAACAAGAGGAGUGCUAUGCACUAUCUUUUAAUGGAUCUGGAUCACUCAUGAUAUCUGGCAGUAAUUGUGAUAUUAAAGUAUGGAACUUUUAGUAAGAAACCUUGAGCGAAAUUACUACUCUUAGCGGCCACAAUUCGGCGAUUACUUGUCUUAUAUUUAGUAAAAAGAGCAAUAGUUUCUUAUCAGCCAGUUAUGAUUAAUCUAUCUGUUGUUGGAGUUAAAUAAAUGAUCAAGAAUGGAAGUGUUCCUAGUUCUAUUAGCAGCAUACUAAUUGCAUAGAAUGCUUGAUUUUGAAUCAAGCUGAAAACCAACUCAUUUCUGGAGGAAGAGAUUGCUAAAUUAAAAUUUGGAAAGUUGAUUUUUUAAAGAACGAAUUAUGCUAUUUAUAUUCAUUAAAUGAGCAUGAGAACGAUAUUUGUAGUUUAUGUUUAAAUGAAUCUGAGAAUACUUUGGUUUCUUUGGAUACUAUCUAAAUAUUAAUUUGGAAGAUGGAUGAUUAACAGAAUUGGUAAUUUGAUAAUGUAGUUACAUAAGCAAUCCAAUCACCUAGAUCGAGGUUGUGUUUUAUCAAUAAUCACUAAUUGAUUUUGGUGACGCGAAACGAAGUAGAAGACUUAAUUUGCAUUUUGGAUAUAUAAAAUGGAAAAAACCAACAAUUUUAAAUUAUUGAAGAAUUAAAAUUAAUUAAAAAUGAUGAAUUGGGAGAUACAAGUUUAUUUCCUAUCUGUUAUAACAAAGAAAAGUAGAUCAUUAUCUUCAAAUAUAAAUUACACGUUUACUUUAUUAAAAUAUCAAAUGAAGGUACAUUAAAAUUGCUCUCUCAGAUAGAUUAUUAAACAUCAUAUAUUUUUGGAACAUUAACUAAUGAUGGAAAAUAUUUAGUAAUUUGGGAGUAAGUUGGAAAGAAGUUUGAUUACUAUGAAAUAUAAGUAAAUUGA